This is a messenger RNA of Botrytis porri, 1789 nucleotides long. RefSeq lists its product as uncharacterized. Gene Ontology annotation, cellular component: mitochondrion. Gene Ontology annotation, biological process: fatty acid metabolic process. Gene Ontology annotation, molecular function: trans-2-enoyl-CoA reductase (NADPH) activity. The record is from RefSeq and is a predicted model, not a curated record. The transcript is spliced from 2 exons. Bases 105 to 1346 code for a protein of 413 amino acids. NCBI's taxonomy places the organism in Eukaryota, Fungi, Ascomycota, Leotiomycetes, Helotiales, Sclerotiniaceae.
CUUCAUUCUACAUUCAUUAAUUUUCUCAUCAACCAGUCCAUCCUUUUUGUUUUGGUGCACGCCAAUUUUAUUAAAUAAGAUUCUUUUGGGACGAAUAAUUGAAGAUGGCGAGUCCUGUUCAUUGUAGAGCUUUAGCUAGCUCCACCACAGCAAUAAGCUCGAGAGGAGCUUUGAUUUCUGCUGUGUUGAGCAAACAAUGUACACAGAAUCGCUUGGGGAGCUUGAUAGCUCGCAGAUACAAAUCUGGUCCAUAUGGUUAUACGCAAGCUAAAGCACUUGUGUAUUCUAAGUAUGGAGAGCCGGCGGAUGUCUUAUCUCUUCACAAUCACUCCAUUUCCCCCUCUCUUCCUUCCAAAUCGAUGCUCCUCCGUACGCUCGCGACCCCCAUCAACCCCGCCGAUAUAAACCAAAUCCAAGGUGUCUACCCCUCCAAGCCCCCCUUCACCAGUCUUCUCGGAACCGAAGCUCCCUCAGCCGUCGGUGGUAAUGAAGGAUGUUUCGAAGUCAUGUCUCUCGGUCCCGGCAUCUCAACCCUUUCGAAAGGCGACUGGGUGAUUAUGAAAUCGACUGGGUUUGGAACAUGGCGCACACAUGCUAUCGCGGAGGAAUCUCAGGUUCUCAAGAUUGGCAACAAAGAGGGACUGAAGCCCAUUCAGGUCGGCACUGUGAGCGUUAAUCCGUGCACGGCUUACAGAAUGCUGAGAGAUUUCGAGAGUAUGGUGGAGGGCGAUUGGUUCAUACAAAAUGGUGCGAAUAGUGGGGUGGGGAGAGCAGCCAUACAGUUGGGGAAGAGGUGGGGAUAUAAGAGUAUCAAUAUCAUACGGGAUCGUGAGAAUGCUGAGGAGACUGAGGCGAUGAAGAAAGAAUUAUUGGAAUUGGGUGCUACGAAGGUGGUGACCGAGUCGGAAUUGAUGGAUCAAAGGUUCAGGGACCAAGUUAAGGAGUGGACGAAUGGAGGCAGGGAGAAGAUUCGCGUGGGAUUGAACUGUGUGGGUGGACAACCCGCAGGUGCCUUGGUGAAAUGUCUGAGUAAUGGAGGUCAUUUGGUUACAUAUGGAGGAAUGUCUAAGAAACCAUUGAUGCUUCCUACUGCAGCUUUGAUCUUCAAGGAUAUUAAGUUUAGUGGUUAUUGGGUUAGUAGGUGGAGCGAUAGCCACCCAGAUGAGAAGAAGAAAACUGUCGAUGAAAUUUUGGAGAUGACGAGAUUAGGUAUGUUCAAGGACAUUCCGGUUCAAGAACUCAAGUGGGAUUGGGAGACAAAGGAGGAUGUGUUGAAGUCGGCAGUGAAAGGAACCUUGGAGGGAUUCAGGAGUGGAAAGGGAGUUUUCAUCUAUGGAGAUACAUAGAUUGUGAUGGGGAAGAAUGGGAUAGAAUAUUAUUGAGUGGUGAUUUCUUGUUUUUGAGAGUGGUUAUUGGAGCGCUCAUUCUACUGGAGACUGCUCCUUCUCCACCUAUUCCACCAUUGUCAACUCUCGAAAGUUGAAUGCCCCAGAUUUUCAUCGAUACAGAUCUAAGUCUUCGGGGACCCAAGCGAGUGUUGCUGGGAAUUCGGCAAGUGUAUGUUUGCCCUCAGAUUCCUUGAUUUCGAGACAGCUAGCGGAUUCCUAUCAAUCAGAAUGAAAUUCUCUUGUCGAAUUUACUACCUAAUGGAUAGCAGCGAAAAGUAUAGAUUGUCCAUCAUUCCCUUGCGCUGACCUGUUGCAGUUGAAUGUUCAAGUCUUGGCUUCAAUAUUGUAUUUUCAAUCUUCAAUCUGAUAACGAGAAUUGGUUUAUAAAUUUGCAAUUCAUU